AUGGCGCGUCUGCUGUUCGUCGUAUCGUUCGCCGUCCUGCUGGCGGUGGCAUCCGCAGGACAAACCGUCGUGACGGGACCCAACAAACCCGCCGUCAACCUGGACAAGGCCAAGGGUGACAAUGGCGUGGCGUCGGAGGUCCCUUCUGGCAUCGAGAAGGCGGCGGCUGCGGGCAACCUGGACAAGUUCGAGGGAACGACGAUCGGCGUGGAGGUGUACGUGAAGGGCAACCCGCUGACGCUGAAGAAGGCGUCCCCGCAGACGUGCUGCAACACGUGCGCGGGGUACAGCAGCUGCACGUACUGGCAGUACAUCCCCGAUAUUACCAUCGACGGUAAGAAGACGGACGGCGCGUGCUACCUGGUGCACGACAACAUCGACUACUCGUGCGGCGAGCUGACGGCGCAGUACGUGACGGACUCGAAGCCCAUAGCGCUGCAGGUGCGCUGA
Messenger RNA from Closterium sp. Naga37s-1, 450 nucleotides. The record is from the annotation of a GenBank genome assembly. Lineage: Eukaryota; Viridiplantae; Streptophyta; Zygnematophyceae; Desmidiales; Closteriaceae.